GUAUCAUCUGAGCGGUCGUCGUUCUCAACAUAACUAUGCUGUCAAUCUUUUGACUUCUUGUUCCUUUAAAAAGAAUACUGCCUAUUCGUUUUCUCCAACUCGCCUAGAAUGGAGUCUUCCAACACUCAGCGACGGAUCACGAAGCGAUCAUCAUACGCCUGCUCGCGAUGCCGGAGACAGAAGAUCAAGUGUUCGGGGCUUCACCCGUGCAACAACUGCACUCAGCGGCGGCUGACAUGUAUAUUCGAUGAACGAGAUAACAAGGUCAUGGUGACACAAGGUUACCUGUCCGAACUACAACAAAAAGUUGCGCGGUUGGAACGGGCCCAAGCAAGAGCCUUUACGGAACAGAGCUUGAGGGAUCUCGACGGCAAUGGUGCCGAUAGCAUCACUCAUCGCGAAGGGUCCAGUCCCAUCUCUGACGAGAAGCGGAGGCCCAGCUACCAUAGCCCUGAAAGAGCACCUCGAGACUCGCCACCCAGAGAUGGAGAGGAUCCAGAUUUGACAAAUCCCCUCACGACAACGCCAUCCAGAUUUUGCAUGUCUGCUUCAAACGGCCAACCUUAUUUCUUAGGCUCCUCCUCAAACUGGUCGUUCUCUCGGCAAGUUCUGAGCGUGACACACCAACACGUUUGCCAAUCUCCGCUUCCGACCAACAGUCUCCUAUUCGACGGUUGCGCGUAUGAUCUCGGAUGGGACGGCUCUAGAACCACGCAAACAUUGGACAACCGGUUGAUACCGAGCUAUGACUACGCCAUCUUCCUCAUCAACGCGGUCAAGUUCCAUUGCGGCCAAAUGUUCCAUCUCUUCGAAGAGGACGAGUUCAUGGCCAACAUGCACACCUUUUACUCAAAAUCUUCUACUGACAGGGCAGAAGAAGACAGUCUCUGGUACAUACACUUUCUGGUGGUUCUGGCCUUUGGGAAGAGCCUCAUCCAACGAAAGAGCCAAGGCAAGAGACCGGCUGGGGCCGAGUUCUUUGUAAGGGCGCUUCAACUUCUCCCCGAUGUCACCGCCCUUUGCAAGCAGCCGAUCUUAUCGACGGAGAUACUCUGCUGUAUGGCGUGGUAUUACCAAGCUCUGGAUUUCCGGCAUGCUGCUCAUAACUUUAUCGGGCAGGCCAAAAGUGUAGCAAUGAACCACGGCAUGCACACGGAUAUGCCGGUGAUGGAAUUAGGACCGGGCCUUGUGCAACGAUGCCGCAAAAUUUGGUGGACCGUUUACGUUUUGGACCGACAGAUGACUUCGCUGAUGGGUCUUCCCCAGUCCACACUGGAUGAGGGCGUCUACUGCCAACUGCCUUCAUAUCCGGGCUCUGUCCAUCGCACGGCCGCGUUGAGCAUGCAGAUCAAGUUCGCCCGAAUCAUUGCCGAGAUUAGCAGCACUGUUUACGGUGCAAACGGGCGACUGAACAAGAAGUUCGUCCUGAGCACAAAGGCGGUCCUGCAGAGCAUCGUCUCGGUGGCCGACGAGCUGCGAACCUCGUUUCCGCUGUAUGCUGACGAGCGUUUUGACGGCAUCUCGAGGCUUUCUGCCCACCUACACCUCUUGUACUACCAGUGUAUCAUUCUGGCGACGAGACCUUUGCUACUGUGCUGUCUGAUCAAAAGAUUCGAUGCGCCCCUCGAGGCCGACUCGCUCAUGGCAUCGCCAAAAGUCCGAAACCCGCUGCAAAUGUGCGCGGAAUCCGCCGUCCAAAUUCUCAACAUCCUCGACAGAUUGAGAAGCCAGGGUUUGCUUGAAACGUUCCUCCCCUUGGAUCUUGACUCUCUCUUCGUAUCAACGGUCGCCCUCCUCGUCGCUCGCGGUGUCGACUCGCGCUUGAUAGAGAGCCAGUCACCUUGGCUUGAGAAGUCAAACGCCAUUCUUGAGGAAAUGGUUGCCGGCGGAAAUCUCAUCGCCGCGUUCCGCAAGAAUGAGAUGCAGAAGCUGGAGGAGAUGCUCGUGGAGUUCGAGGCCAGCCGGCCUCGCGCAUCGGGUGAAUCUAUUGCUGCCCCCACAGGGAUAUCGUGGCAGCAGGCGGACACGACUCUUCAGGCGUCGGCGCGGGGAGAGGUGCAAGAGCCCAUUAGCCAGGACAACUUGCCAGUUUGCAGGGAGUUCACCACAGACAGCAGUAGCCAGGCGGAGGACUUAACUACGCAGCAGAUCAUCGAUGUGGUCAACUCGAUGGAGUGGGAAGACAAUGAGUGGAUGUCCUUCACAACCAUUCAAGACGAAGUUUAAGAUAGU
Colletotrichum destructivum is the source of this 2232-nucleotide messenger RNA. RefSeq lists its product as uncharacterized. The coding region runs from base 109 to 2226 and encodes 705 amino acids. Gene Ontology annotation, molecular function: zinc ion binding; DNA binding; DNA-binding transcription factor activity, RNA polymerase II-specific. Lineage: Eukaryota; Fungi; Ascomycota; Sordariomycetes; Glomerellales; Glomerellaceae. Gene Ontology annotation, biological process: DNA-templated transcription; regulation of DNA-templated transcription. The record is from RefSeq and is a predicted model, not a curated record. The transcript has 8 exons.